UCCGCAUGGGUGCUUGUGGGAGAACAUGGUGAUCCCGUGGAGGCUUUGCCGGAGGCUAAUGGUCGGCAGUGCAGCCUUUCCAAAAAACUUCUGCGUUUCUAACAGUGGAUCUGCUGGAGGUGCAGCCGCGUCGUCGGUAUUGUCUGCAGGCAGGCUUGCGAGAAAAAAUUCAAGCAUUCUAGCGGGGUAUAAUGUUAGGUCACUGUACACUACAUCCAACAUUUGCUCUUGCAAAAAGGCCAGCAGCGACGCGAAAGUAAAGGACCCUUUCACGCUUGCGCAGAAAGACUUGAAAAAUCUGUAUGAUGAUAUCAAAAAGGAGCUGUUUGUCUCCAAAGCGGAGCUGAAGUCUCUGUGCGAAUAUUACUUUGAUGGAAAGGGCAAGGCCUUUCGACCAAUGAUAGUGGUGCUUAUGGCUCGCGCCUGUAAUCUUCAUAGCAACCGAGAUGGGGAUCUGUUACCUAGUCAGAGAUCCAUAGCCAUGAUCUCGGAAAUGAUCCACACGGCCAGCCUGGUGCACGACGACGUCAUCGAUGGGUCAGACACCCGCAGGGGGAAGAGCACCAUCAGCGAAGUGUGGGGUGAGAGAAAGGCGAUCCUGGCGGGCGAUUUCAUCCUGUCCGCAGCGUCUGUGGCCCUCGCCCGCAUCGGCAACACCACCGUGGUGGCGGUGUUAUCGCAAGUCAUCGAAGACCUGGUGCGAGGUGAAUUCAUGCAGCUGGGAUCUAAGGAAAAUGAGAACGAGAGGUUUAAACACUACCUGGAGAAAACCUUCAAGAAGACCGCCAGCCUGAUCGCCAACAGUUGUAAAGCAGUAUCGAUCCUCGUGAACUCUGACCCAGAAGUACAUGAAAUCGCUUACCAGUAUGGGAGAAAUGUUGGAAUUGCAUUUCAGCUGGUCGACGAUGUGCUGGACUUCACGUCGUGCGCUAACCAGCUGGGGAAGCCUUCAGCGGCCGACCUGAGGCUGGGCUUGGCCACUGGGCCGGUCCUUUUCGCCUGUCAGCAGUUUCCUGAGCUGCACGCCAUGAUCAUGAGGAGGUUCAGCUCAAACGGGGACGUGGACCGAGCCUGGCAGUACGUCCUGCAGAGCGACGGCGUCCAGCAGACCACCUAUCUGGCCCAGCGGUACUGUCAGGAGGCCAUCCGUCAGAUCAGCAAGCUGCGGCCUUCCCCGGAACGCGACGCUCUGAUCCGGCUAACGGAGAUGGUCCUCACCCGGGACAAGUGACCUCUCCCCCUCCUUGGGCCUCACUCUAGGCCUCACUCCGGGCAGCCACUCUUCAGCACAGCGGGGGGGGGCGGGGGAAUGGGGGUGCCCUGACCUCCCCCCCCCCCCCAGAGCCGUUAGAGGAAGAGGCCGCCUUACCGCAUUCAGUACUGUAAAUGCCACACACGGUCUCACCCCGCCUCCAGCACCUGUCCGUCACUGCUGGACGCCACCACGCUGGGGCAGAAUGUACCCACUUUCAGGGUGGGGCAGGAUAGAGAAAAGCUACCCCCCAUGGGUUCGUUUACAGAGUCGUCGUCCCCCCCCCCCCAAAGAUCCGUCCACGCCUCAGAGGCCCAUGUGGUUGUUUUGUCAUACCUCCCACCGUCGAUAACAAUGUUACGAUGGUAGCUCUGUGAAAGCUCUCAGCAAACAACCAAGGCCUUAAUCCAUAACGCAACUGUACUCAAUAACAAUCCGUUUUGUACAUUAAACAUUGUGUCAUGUAUUUAUUGCCAAUCACCACAGUAUCCUUUUUUUUGCAUGUAUAGGAGAAUGAUUUAUUAUAAAAGUCUGUACAUAAAUUUCAUUUAACAUUUCAUAUAUACAAAUUAUGAGUGGAAGAGAUGUUAUGGAUCUUCUUCCCAGGGAAUUUAGCUAGUACACUUUCAGGUGUGUAACAUAAUGAAGUAAACAGACAAAAGUAUCAAGGCAUUGGCUGCGACAUCCUGAAGGAACAAUUUGCGACUGACAUAAUCAGAGUGAACUGAUGUUUCAGCAAGAGGGAAAACUGCAGGAUUGAGUUCCUUUGACAGCAAAUUUAGUGGAAAGGUCUAAGUUUCAAACUGAGUUGUGUAUAUUUGUGUAAGAUUUCAAAUUAACACGCUCUCAGAUGACAUGACUUUUGAGUUAUUCGGUAUAUUUAACAACGAAGUAAUCACAAAAGUAAAGUAAAAGUGAUUGUUAUAAUUCUGUUAAAAAUGACAUUUGCUAAUGAUUUAUGGACCUGAGAUAUGUGCCUAGACCAUUCACCUAGAUUGAUCAAAUACUUCACGGAGUUCAUUUUAGAUUUUUUUUUUUUUCAACAAACCUAUGAUACUUUAGCAGGAAGACAACAACUUGUAUUCCCCCACAGAGGGAGAAUGAAUGUUACAUUGGUCUCCAUUAUCUUUUUUAUGGAAUGUGGAUAAAAUGGCAGUGUUUUCAGAUGGAAAAUACAACAUUAUAGAAGGUCUUUUAUUUUGGAGAACUGGAUCCAGCAGUGCCAACAUCCUGGCCAUAUCUACAAUUAUCUAAUUUUGAUCUUAAGCUCUUAGGUACUGUAAGACAGUGAACAUCCAUGUCACUGAAGGUAAUCUGAAGUACAGUAUAUCCUUUUUUCCUCUCACUGUAAUUAAAUGGCUGAGAUGUUGCAUUCACUAGAAAAUGAUCUGGAUAUUUAAAAAAAUUUUAACACUAGGGUACAACGGGGCCAACAGUGGGAGUUCCAGACUUUCCAGGCCUCCGUCAUGGGCGACCACCAGAAACAGCCUUGUUUUACAUAUAUAACCAGAUGUAAAAAUUCAUCAUGUAAAUUUAAUGAUAUCAAAUGUUUUUAAAUACAAAGUAGAGCAUUUAGAAAAUAAGACCAUAAACAAGUCCACAAAGGCUUCAGACAUUUCAUUUCAAAAACAAAUCGAGUGCUCACUGUAAAUAUUACAACAUACUGGAAGCAUAAUGGAAUUAAAAUUAUAGGUUACAAUUAACAUUUCUUAUUUUUUUUUCCAUUUUCGUGUGCAUGCUUUACGGCAAGAUUUAAGUACAUUUCAGGAAUGAGGAGUAGCCUUAAAAAAAAAACAUACAAAUUUGAAAAAAAAUCUGCAAUUCUGACAAGCAGUUUAAGUUUGGCAUUC
Megalops cyprinoides (Indo-Pacific tarpon) is the source of this 3102-nucleotide messenger RNA. It is a transcript of the gene pdss1, whose product is annotated as prenyl (decaprenyl) diphosphate synthase, subunit 1. The coding region runs from base 26 to 1231 and encodes 401 amino acids. NCBI's taxonomy places the organism in Eukaryota, Metazoa, Chordata, Actinopteri, Elopiformes, Megalopidae. The record is from RefSeq and is a predicted model, not a curated record. Gene Ontology annotation, molecular function: prenyltransferase activity. The transcript is spliced from 11 exons. Gene Ontology annotation, biological process: ubiquinone biosynthetic process; isoprenoid biosynthetic process. Gene Ontology annotation, cellular component: transferase complex; mitochondrion.